Mus caroli (Ryukyu mouse) is the source of this 4572-nucleotide messenger RNA. RefSeq names its product ZFP28 zinc finger protein (gene Zfp28). Gene Ontology annotation, molecular function: RNA polymerase II cis-regulatory region sequence-specific DNA binding; DNA-binding transcription activator activity, RNA polymerase II-specific. Gene Ontology annotation, biological process: regulation of transcription by RNA polymerase II. Gene Ontology annotation, cellular component: nucleus. The record is from RefSeq and is a predicted model, not a curated record. Lineage: Eukaryota; Metazoa; Chordata; Mammalia; Rodentia; Muridae.
UUGAAGGGUGUCUGCAGCCUGGCUAGGAGAGCGUGCGCCCCUCGGGUGACAUGCAGGGGGUGGCGAGUGUGGGGUCAUGCGAACCCCGGGCCCUCCUGGGGCGUGGCGCCCUCUGCACAAAGGCCAGGCCUGGUGGAGGUCCGGCGGCGGGGACUGUAGUUGCUCCUGGGAGCCCCGACCGGGGAAGGCCGCGCUCCAGGAACAGCCUGGCCUCCCAGGACCAGCAAGGAGCAGUGACCUCCGGGACCGCUCACAAAGCUCUGCUUUCCAGAGAUACCAACUUCCUCCAGGAGAUAAACCGCAAACAGGAAGCUGCCCCUACAGGGACUAGACAUAAAGCCAAGUCGCAGGGCCUGGUGACCUUUGGGGAUGUGGCUGUAGUUUUCUCCCAGGAGGAGUGGGAAUGGCUCAGCUCUGAGCAGAGGAGUCUGUACUGGAAGGUGAUGCUGGACAACUACAGGAACCUGGCAUCCCUUGGACUUUGUGCUUCUAAGCCAGAUAUGAUCACCUCGUUGGAGCAAGGAAGGGAUCCCUGGAUGAUGAAAAGGAAGAUGAGAAAAGGCCAGCGUCUGGACUUGAAGGCCAUGCAGGAGACCAAGGAGUUCCCUCCAAAGGACUUAAGUGAAGAGACAUUAUCCCUGGCAGUGCUGAGAAAACAGCUCCUGCCCUGUAGACCUAAGUGCUCCAUGUUACGGGCAGCCUGGGAUGGUGGUGCAGGGUUCACGACACACAGGGGCUUGAAGACCAACUCAGGUCUGGCUAGAGACAGUCCUCCACAGCUUGUGUCCGCUCAGAGGAGUCUCUGUAAGAAUGUGACUUGGGAGAACUGUGGUGACCGGGGCUCCUUAGGCCAGCAGUCUGUACAGGAAGCCCAGGAUCUGCUUCCAAGGCAGGACUCACAUGCUGAACGGGUAACAGGCAGAACUUGGAGCACUAAACUUGAGUGCUCCACUUUCAGAGAUCAGGAUUCUGAGUGUAUGUUUGAAAGGAAUGAGCAAGAGACAGUCACUCAGAACAGAGCCUUCUCAGAGGGGAGAGAUGGUAUGUGUAUCAAAUCUGGAAGAUGGUUUCAUUUGAACAGUUCAGAUGAGAGAAGUCAUAAUUGUGACUCAGGUAAAAGUUUCUCCCCAAAUCCAGUAGUCGUAAAAGAAACCGGAAUCUAUUCAGGAAAAAAACUUUUCAAAUGUAAUGAAUGUAAGAAAAGUUUCACCCAGAGCUCAUCCCUUACCGUUCACCAGAGAAUUCAUACUGGAGAGAAGCCCUAUAAAUGCAAUGAAUGUGGGAAGGCCUUCAGUGACGGUUCCUCCUUCGCACGACACCAGAGGUGCCAUACAGGCAAGAAGCCAUACGAGUGCCUGGAGUGUGGCAAAGCUUUCAUACAGAACACCUCGCUCGUUCGUCACUGGAGGUACUAUCACACUGGGGAGAAACCCUUCGAUUGCAUCGACUGUGGGAAAGCCUUCAGUGACCACAUAGGGCUUAAUCAACACAGGAGGAUUCACACUGGAGAGAAACCAUACACGUGUGAAGUGUGUCACAAAUCCUUUAGGUAUGGCUCAUCCCUCACUGUGCACCAAAGGAUUCAUACUGGAGAGAAACCAUAUGAGUGUGAGAUUUGCAGAAAAGCCUUCAGCCACCAUGCAUCCCUCACUCAGCAUCAACGAGUGCAUUCUGGAGAAAAGCCUUUUAAAUGUAAAGAGUGUGGGAAAGCUUUUAGGCAGAAUAUACACCUUGCUAGUCACUUGAGGAUCCAUACCGGGGAAAAGCCCUUUGAGUGUGGGGAAUGUGGGAAAUCUUUCAGCAUCAGCUCACAGCUUGCCACGCAUCAGAGAAUUCAUACAGGAGAGAAACCUUACAAAUGUAGUGAAUGUGACAAAUGCUUUACUGGCAAACACACUCUGAGAACGCAUCAGAGAAUUCAUACAGGAGAGAAACCUUACAAAUGUAGUGAAUGUGACAAAUGCUUUACUGGCAAACACACUCUGAGAACGCAUCAGAGAAUUCAUACAGGAGAGAAGCCUUAUGAGUGUAAGGUUUGUAGGAAAGCAUUUACACAGAAGGCUCACCUUGCACAACAUCAGAAGACUCAUACGGGGGAGAAACCAUACGAGUGCAAGGAAUGUGGCAAGGCCUUCAGCCAGACCACUCACCUUAUUCAACACCAGAGGGUUCAUACUGGAGAGAAGCCCUAUAAAUGCCUGGAAUGUGGGAAGGCCUUUGGUGAUAACUCAUCCUGUACUCAACAUCAGAGACUUCACACCGGCCAGAGGCCUUACCAGUGUGUGGAAUGUGGGAAGGCGUUCAAGACCAAGUCAUCCCUUAUCUGUCAUCGUAGAUGUCACACGGGAGAGAAACCUUAUGAGUGCAGUGCAUGUGGUAAAGCCUUUAGCCACCGCCAGUCCCUUAGUGUACAUCAGAGAAUUCAUUCUGGGAAGAAACCGUAUGAAUGUAAGGAAUGUCGGAAAACCUUUAUCCAGAUUGGACACCUUAACCAACAUAAGAGAGUCCAUACCGGGGAGAGAACGUACAACUACAAGAAGGGCAGGAGGGCCUUCAGGCAGACUGCACACUUUGCUCACCAUCAGCGGAUUCAUUCCGGAGAGCCACCUGCUCACCACUCUUUGCCUUCCACGUCGAAUCCUGUGGCUCUCUUCUCCAAAUUCAUCUGGAAUCCAUCCUCACUGUCAUCAUCAUAAUCUCAGAACCUCGAUAUUCCACCACACUUGUUUACCAACUCGUCUCUUUGUCCCUUUGUUCAUUCUUGUCCCUUAUAAGUCCUUCAUGUUACAACCAGGUUGGAUUAUUUUUGGAGUGUCAAUGUAAUUAAUUUGCUCAUAUAAAGCUUAUACUCCCUGGUUCAUGCCUGAGAUGUGUUUUGCACAGUGCCUGAUCCAUACCAAGUACUCAGCAAACUGGGGUCUUUUAAAAGCUUACUUUUGAAAGUGGAAAAUGUAUUCUAAUCAGCUCUGAUGGAGACAGUGCAAUAGGAUGAGGCUAGGAACAACCAGCGUUUAGAACAGGAAGGGAGUUCUCUGAGUUGGUGAUGAGGCUUCCUUCUUUUUCUUGAAAACUUGGUUCUAAGCCAAGGGUCUGGUGCGCUCACCUGCAAUCCUAGAGUUCAUGGAUUCAAGGCCAGCCCUAGGCAACUUAGUGAGACCCUAUCUCAAAAUAAAAAUAAAGCAGCUGAUCCUAUAGUGCUGAACUGUAGCAUGGCUUUGGAUUUGAACUACAGGAUUAUAAGGUAAGAGCUCUUAGUGAGGAAUUUCGCCCGUACACUUGGCAAUAGCCUUAAAGGAUAGUCAGCCUAAGUGUAUGUAGGCUACUUGGAACAAAUGAAUCAAAAUAAUUGGGAAAAUGCAAGGUUUUAUACCCAGGAAGUUAAAUCUCCCAACAAAUAAAACUGAAGGAUUUGAUCUAUAGAAAGUCACUGGUUUGUGAAUGCAUUCUUAGUAAACUUCUACAGAAGUGUUAACUCUGGGGUAAACUGAUCUACAGUAGAGGGCAGCAAGCCAACUUACAGUCAGACUCUCACUGAUUCCUUUUGUAGGGCCCAUAAUUUAAAUUUAUGAAGAUAUGUUUAUGUGGUUUUAAAUUGGACGAAUAUUUUCAACAUGAUAAUUAUGUGAAAUUUACAUCUCAGUGAAGUAUUGGCAUGAAGGCACAAGUUUACUUACAUACUUUUUGUGGUGCUUCUGUCUACAAAGGGAAAAUUGUCCUGUGAUGAAGACCAUUUGGCUCAGAGAGGAAAAAAAGACAAUACCUGACUCUUUAUGGAGAAUGCCUGCUGAACUGUGCAAAAACAGUUGUCCUGUUUUUGUAAAUAGAGUUUUAUUGAGCCACACCCAGUCACUGGUUUACCAAAAACCUUUGGUUAGUUGUUUACAGUGGCAGAAUUGAGUAGGUGCACUGGAGACUUUCUGGCCCUAUAGAGACACAAAUACUUAGAGCUGAAGAGUAGAGGAGAGUGUACAAAGGUUUCUAACCCCACCGCAAUAACAAGCCCUGACCAAAAAAUAAACUAAACCAAACAAGCCAUACAACAACAAAACCCCCAAGAAUAUUAGGCCAAUGCAAUGGAUAAGCAGGUAAAGGUACCUCUUGCCAAUCCUGAUGACCCGAAUUUAAUCCUUGCAAUUCAGGUGGUAGAAGGAGAGAACUUAUUCAGGAGAGUCCUCCAAACUUCACACAAGUGCUAUCACAUGCGUACCCCAAACACACACAGUAGAUAUUUAAAAUACAGCUUAUAAAUCAAUUUAUGAAGAGAUGAAAAUAUUAAAUGAAAUAAAGUCUAUAAAAGAGAAAUAUAUGUAGAAGUAUUAUUAAAAUGUUUAUAAGUUAUCUUUCCAAAACAGAGUCUCAUGAAAGAUAUGUGGCCAACUUCAGGAAACAAUUAGGCAAGAACAUAAAGGAUUAGUUUUUUAGAAAGAUCUGUUUAUUUGUUUAUUGAUUGAUUUAUUUCGAGGCAGAAUUUUUCUUUGUAGUGUUGGCUGUCCUGGAACUUGCUAUGUAGACUAGGCUAUCUUUGAAUUCACUGUCUCUGCCUCCCAAGUACUGGGAUUAAAGGUAUGCACC